Messenger RNA from Hibiscus syriacus, 1691 nucleotides. Its product is annotated as phospholipase A1-Ibeta2, chloroplastic-like. NCBI's taxonomy places the organism in Eukaryota, Viridiplantae, Streptophyta, Magnoliopsida, Malvales, Malvaceae. Gene Ontology annotation, molecular function: glycerophospholipase activity. The coding region runs from base 110 to 1654 and encodes 514 amino acids. Gene Ontology annotation, biological process: lipid metabolic process. The transcript has a single exon. The record is from RefSeq and is a predicted model, not a curated record.
UGAUUCAUAUCUUCACUUCAAUCCGACUUGGUCUUCUUUAGAUUUGCAGUUUAGCUAAUGCCUUUUCAAUUGCUUUAAUUUCCUCUGUAUUUUCCGGUUCAGUGAAUCCAUGCAGAUCGGCGUCGGCUCGACUCUUCCGGCUCAGAACUUGAAUGUCUUCCAGAUCAGACGAGCAAGUUUCAAGAGCCAUAAAUCACCCCUGAAUCCAUCUUUUAAAAAGCCUGUUUCAUGUGUUUCAUCAGCGUCGUCUACUGAGUCGACUCGGGACCACCUUUCCAACCUCGAAAAGAUCCUACAGAAAACAAACCAACCCGAAGCAGAAAAAGUCGUCGAAGCUUCCCGCAGUGCGUCGGUUGAAACCAAAGGUAAGGGUUUACUCGAAGGACUUAAUUUGUCUAGGAUUUGGCCUGAAAUGAAAGCCGCCGAAGAGAUGUCUCCGCGCCAUUUGAAUAGGCUUAAGAGACUUUUAUCUAAAACCAUGGAGUAUUCUCCGAGGAACAGCCUCGGUUCUCGUUGGAGAGAAUACCACGGUUGCAAUGAUUGGUCCGGUUUACUGGAUCCGCUCGACGAGAAUCUCCGGCGAGAAGUCGUUAGAUACGGUGAAUUCGUUCAAGCAGCUUACCACAGUUUUCAUUCGAACCCCGCUAUGUCGACCGAGGAGGCUCCGUUGCCGAGGCACGUGGCGUUACCCGAUAGGUGUUACAAGGUGACAAAGAGUCUUUAUGCAACUUCGUCGGUCGGGUUACCUAAAUGGGUCGACGAUGUGGCUCCGGAUCUCGGGUGGAUAACCCAAAGGUCUAGUUGGAUCGGAUACGUGGCGGUUUGCGAUGAUAAAAGUGAGAUUCACCGCAUGGGGAGGAGGGAUAUUGUUAUUGCUUUACGUGGAACCGCUACGUGCCUUGAAUGGGCCGAAAAUUUCAGAGCCCAACUUGUUCAAAUCCCUGGAUCUAAUGACCCGACCCAAAGGGUUGAAUGUGGAUUCUUGAGCUUGCAUAAAACACGCGGUGCUCACGUGCAAAGCAUGGCUGAAUCAGUGGUCGAAGAAGUGAAAAGGUUGAUGGAGAAGUACAAAGGUGAGAACCUUAGCAUUACAAUCACGGGACAUAGUCUUGGCGCUGCGUUAUCACUUUUAGUUGCUGAUGAAAUAAGUUCAUGCGCGCCCGACGUGCCACCAGUCGCGGUGUUUUCUUUCGGAGGACCUAAAGUCGGUAACAAAGGAUUCGUUGAUAGACUUAACGAGAAAAACAUUAAAGUGCUGAGAAUCGUUAACAAUCAGGAUCUAAUCACUAAGGUUCCCGCCCUUCCAAACGUACGCAUAAGUGACAGAUCCAAGCAACAAGAAGAAGAUAAUCUUUGGACGUACUCUCACGCCGGAACAGAAUUGAAACUCCACACAAAAGUGUCACCUUAUCUAAAAUCGAACGCUGACAUGGCAUGUUGUCAUGAUCUAGAGGCUUAUCUACAUUUAGUGGACGGAUUCUUAUCGUCGAAUUGUCCGUUCAGGUCCAAUGCCAAGAGAAGCUUAGCGAGAUUGCUUCAUGAUCAAAGAUCGAAUAUGAAACAAUUAUAUACACACAAAGCCUUGAGCUUGAACCUUGAUAGGGACAGACUUAGCUUCCCUAUGGCUAGUUGUUUGCCUAGUCCAUCUCAAUAAUGAGCUAAGCUUAUUAAUGAAAAAAAUUUCACAGACA